This is a messenger RNA of Pollicipes pollicipes, 385 nucleotides long. Its product is annotated as WAS/WASL-interacting protein family member 3-like. The record is from RefSeq and is a predicted model, not a curated record. The transcript is spliced from 4 exons. Lineage: Eukaryota; Metazoa; Arthropoda; Thecostraca; Pollicipedomorpha; Pollicipedidae. The coding region runs from base 11 to 385 and encodes 124 amino acids.
CCAGUUCCACAUGGCCUGCGUUGACCCUUGGCUGUUGAAGAACCACUCAUGUCCAAUGUGCAAGAUGGAUAUUCUGAGAUAUUACGGCCUGACUGUGGUGACCGGAGAGGAGGGCAGACCGCAGCUGGAGGUGCAGGACGAGCCUCCGCCACCGCCACCGCCACCGCCACCGCCACCGCCACCUCCGCCUCCAGCCGCCGCCCCGUCGAGUCCGCACUCGGCGGCAGCGGCGUCGUCGCGGCGCUCCACAAGCUUGCACGCGGUGACGGCCGGGUCGCAGUGCGCGCAGCUCUCGCCGUCCUCGCCGUCCAGUGAAGGCUCGCUCCGGCGGCAGGCCGCCGUCAUCGUCGUGCACCGGGACGGCGGCCACGAGUCGUUCACCUAG